AGAAGCUCUGCACAAGAUUCCCGCAUUAACGCUCACUCGAUUAGGCCUAACUACCUACCAAUUGGCCUGGAGCCUCUUCCCCCUCAAGAUGGCACCCGCGCGCCUUAUCCGACCGCCGACCUGUCUCGACUGCCUGCGCCGUCUCGUCCACCCCGCCCCGGCAUCGCCCCCCUCGUUUCUAUCUCUGCAGACUCGAGGCGCCAAGUCGUCGACGAAGGCCGAGGAGGAAGAUUUGCAGGGUAUUCCCGUGCGUCUGCUACAGGACAUCCAAGGGUUCGGUCGGAGAGAUGCCAUCAUCCGAGUCAAACCCGGCCGCAUGCGCAACUACUGGUUUCCCAAGGCGCAGGCCGAGUACAUGACGCCCCGGCGCUUCAAGGAGCUCGGCCUAACUGAGGCUGCCAUUGGUGUGCGCGACCGGUCCUUCGGCACCAAGCUCCUCGUCGAAUCUGAAGCUGUGCCCGCUGAGGAGGGGCCCAAAGAGACCAGGAAGAGCAAGAAGGAUACCUUGACGCUACCGCCCAAGGAGACCCUCACCCUCCUCGAAUCCCUCCUCCCUCCCACCCUAACCUUCGCCCGCAAGCCCAUCCACACCGUCUCCGCGCCUCUAUCUAGCGAACCCAAACCUACCCCCAUUCCUCGAUCGCCAUCUCUCGCCGCCAACGCCGCAGCAUCUACAAACUUCGCUGCCGAAGACUCGACGCCGCCCUCGGCGGAUGAGGCAGCGUCGGUAGCCAUCUUCGGUUCCGUAUCCAUAAACGACAUCUUAGCCUUGAUACGAGAAAGGCUAUUAGAAGCAGACCCAGCGCAGGGCGGGCGUGUGGCACUCGAGGCGGACAACGUGCAGAUCCAGGGUCUGGAGGGCGAAGACCGCAUCAAGCACCUCGGUACCUUCGAGGUUCUGAUUUACGCCGGCAAAGACCUGGAGCCCUUGGUGCGGAAUGUUGAGGUCGUGCCAGAGGAGUGAAUUAGGGACGAUGUGUCAAUUAUCAUGCUAUUACCGUAAGAUAACCGGCAGAAAGCCCGCGAAAGUGGAGUAUCUACUACCUAGUAGCGAGCCAGCACGGUAUUCCUAUACGCAUGAAUUAACAUAGCACGUGUAUGAUAUACCAACCAGCUAGGGUAGCUGAGCUAACACUAGAUAUGCACAUAUGUCGACAAAUUUGGAUUCGUGUAUCAAUAUAUGCAGUGCCCAUCUUGAAGC
This is a messenger RNA of Daldinia loculata, 1201 nucleotides long. RefSeq lists its product as uncharacterized. Gene Ontology annotation, biological process: translation. The record is from RefSeq and is a predicted model, not a curated record. The coding region runs from base 89 to 964 and encodes 291 amino acids. Gene Ontology annotation, cellular component: ribosome; mitochondrion. Lineage: Eukaryota; Fungi; Ascomycota; Sordariomycetes; Xylariales; Hypoxylaceae. The transcript is spliced from 3 exons. Gene Ontology annotation, molecular function: structural constituent of ribosome.